AAAAGGACCUUUUGUUGCUAUCUGGUUGUGUGUGGAACCUGACAGAAUUGCCAAGAUGCUGCUGCUUUGGACUCUUUCACUGCUGCUGGGAGCAGUAGCAGGAAAAGAAGUUUGCUAUGAAAGACUCGGCUGCUUCAGUGAUGAUGCCCCAUGGUCAGGAAUUGUGGAAAGACCCCUCCAUAUAUUGCCCUGGGAUCCAAAAGAUGUCAACACCCGCUUCCUCCUAUAUACUAAUGAGAACCCAAACAACUUUCAAGAAAUUGUCGCAGAUUCAUCAACCAUCAGUAACUCCAAUUUCAAAACAAAUAGAAAAACUCGCUUUAUUAUUCAUGGAUUCAUAGACAAGGGAGAAGAAAACUGGCUGGCCAAUAUAUGCGAGAAUCUGUUCCAGGUGGAAAGUGUGAACUGUAUCUGUGUGGACUGGAAAGGUGGCUCCCGAACUGGAUACACACAAGCGUCACAGAACAUCAGGAUUGUGGGAGCAGAAGUAGCGUAUUUUGUUGAAGUUCUGAAGUCGGCGUUCGGUUACUCACCUUCCAACGUGCACGUCAUUGGCCACAGCCUGGGUGCCCACGCUGCUGGGGAGGCUGGAAGGAGAACCAAUGGGACCAUUGGACGUAUCACAGGGUUGGACCCAGCAGAACCUUGCUUUCAGGGCACACCUGAAUUAGUCCGAUUGGACCCCAGUGAUGCCCAAUUUGUGGAUGUAAUUCACACGGAUGGUGCCCCCAUAGUCCCCAAUUUGGGGUUUGGAAUGAGCCAAGUUGUGGGCCAUCUAGAUUUCUUUCCAAAUGGAGGAGUGGAAAUGCCUGGAUGUGAGAAGAAUAUUCUCUCUCAGAUUGUGGACAUAGAUGGAAUCUGGGAAGGGACUCGAGACUUUGCGGCCUGUAAUCACUUAAGAAGCUACAAAUAUUACACUGAUAGCAUCGUCAAUCCUGAUGGCUUUGCUGGAUUUCCCUGUGCCUCUUACAGCGUCUUCACUGCAAACAAGUGCUUCCCCUGUCCAAGUGAAGGCUGCCCACAGAUGGGUCACUAUGCUGAUAGAUAUUCUAGGAAAACAAAUGAUGUGGGCCAGAAAUUUUAUCUAGACACUGGUGAUGCCAGUAAUUUUGCACGUUGGAGGUAUAAGGUAUCUGUCACACUGUCUGGAAAGAAGGUUACAGGACAUGUACUAGUUUCUUUGUUUGGAAAUAAAGGAAACUCUAAGCAGUAUGAAAUUUUCAAGGGCACUCUCAAACCAGAUAAUACUCAUUCCAAUGAAUUUGACUCAGAUGUGGAUGUUGGGGACUUGCAGAAGGUUAAAUUUAUUUGGUAUAACAAUGUGAUUGACCUAAAUUUACCCAGCGUGGGAGCAUCCAAGAUUAUAGUGGAGACAAACGAUGGAAAACAGUUCAACUUCUGUAGUGCAGAAACCGUCAGGGAGGAUGUUCUGCUCACCCUCACACCGUGUUAGGAGACUACUGUUACCAAUGAAUUGACUUCUAAUAAAAUCUGGUGGUGAUGCAUUA
Messenger RNA from Rhinopithecus roxellana (golden snub-nosed monkey), 1508 nucleotides. It is a transcript of the gene PNLIP, whose product is annotated as pancreatic lipase. Lineage: Eukaryota; Metazoa; Chordata; Mammalia; Primates; Cercopithecidae. Gene Ontology annotation, biological process: lipid metabolic process. Gene Ontology annotation, molecular function: protein binding; triacylglycerol lipase activity. The transcript has 13 exons. The record is from RefSeq and is a predicted model, not a curated record. The coding region runs from base 56 to 1453 and encodes 465 amino acids.